Perognathus longimembris pacificus (Pacific pocket mouse) is the source of this 2175-nucleotide messenger RNA. It is a transcript of the gene Pde9a, whose product is annotated as phosphodiesterase 9A. The record is from RefSeq and is a predicted model, not a curated record. Gene Ontology annotation, biological process: cGMP catabolic process. The coding region runs from base 23 to 1606 and encodes 527 amino acids. Gene Ontology annotation, molecular function: 3',5'-cyclic-GMP phosphodiesterase activity. NCBI's taxonomy places the organism in Eukaryota, Metazoa, Chordata, Mammalia, Rodentia, Heteromyidae. The transcript is spliced from 19 exons.
GUCCGGGCGCGGCGGCGGCGGCAUGGGGUCCGGCUCCUCCAGCUACCGGCCCAAGGCCAUCUACCUGGACAUCGACGGCCGCAUCCAGAAGGUGGUGUUCAGCAAGUACUGCAACUCCAGCGAUAUCAUGGACCUGUUCUGCAUCGCCACAGGCCUGCCACGGAACACAACCAUCUCCCUCCUGACCACAGACGACGCCAUGGUCGCCAUCGACCCCACCAUGCCCGCAAACUCAGAACGAACUCCCUACAAAGUGAGACCCGUGGCUAUGAAGCAGCUUUCCGAGAGAGAAGAGCUCACCCAGGGCGUGCUGGCGCAGGUGGCCGAGCAGUUCGCCAGAGCAUUUAAGAUCAACGAGCUGAAAGCAGAAGUUGCCAACCACCUGGCGGUGCUGGAGAAACGUGUAGAACUGGAAGGACUUAAAGUCGUGGAGAUCGAGAAAUGCAAGAGCGACAUUAAAAAGAUGAGGGAGGAGCUGGCCGCCAGAAGCAACAGGACCAGCUGCCCCUGUAAGUACAGCUUUUUGGAUCCCAACAAAAAGUUGAAACCUCGGCGUGAUGUCCCCGCUUAUCCCAAGUACCUGCUCUCUCCGGAGACCGUCGAGGCCCUGCGGAAGCCCACCUUUGACGUCUGGCUUUGGGAGCCCAACGAGAUGCUGAGCUGCCUGGAGCACAUGUACCACGACCUGGGCCUGGUCCGGGACUUCAGCAUCAACCCCGUCACGCUCCGGCGGUGGCUGCUCUGCGUCCACGACAACUACCGGGACAACCCGUUCCACAACUUCCGGCACUGCUUCUGCGUGACGCAGAUGAUGUACAGCAUGGUGUGGCUCUGCGGGCUGCAGGAGAAGCUCUCCCAAAUGGACAUUCUGGUCCUGAUGACCGCCGCCAUCUGCCACGACCUCGACCACCCGGGAUACAACAACACGUACCAGGUCAACGCCCGCACGGAGCUGGCGGUGCGCUACAACGACAUCUCGCCCCUGGAGAACCACCACUGCGCCGUGGCCUUCCAGAUCCUGGCGCAGCCCGAGUGCAACAUCUUCUCCCGCGUCCCGCCCGACGGCUUCCGGCAGAUCCGGCAGGGGAUGAUCACGCUGAUCCUCGCCACCGACAUGGCGCGACACGCGGAAAUCAUGGACUCCUUCAAAGAGAAAAUGGAGAACUUCGACUACAGCAACGAGGAGCACAUGACCCUGCUGAAGAUGAUCUUGAUCAAGUGCUGUGACAUCUCCAACGAGGUCCGCCCCAUGGAGGUCGCCGAGCCCUGGGUGGACUGUUUAUUAGAAGAGUAUUUUAUGCAGAGCGACCGCGAGAAGUCCGAAGGCCUCCCCGUGGCCCCGUUCAUGGACCGGGACAAAGUGACCAAAGCCACAGCCCAGAUCGGGUUCAUCAAGUUUGUGCUCAUCCCCAUGUUUGAGACGGUGACCAAGCUCUUCCCCGUGGUGAAGGAGCUCAUGCUGCAGCCGCUCUGGGAGUCCCGGGACCACUACGAGGCCCUGCAGCGCGUGGAGGACGCGGUGUCCGAGUUACAGAAAAAAACAGAGACCCUGAUGUCGGGGAAUGCUGACAACUCCAGAGACGCGCAGAGACGCGAAAACCCGUGACGGCCGCGCUCUUCCAGAUCGACGUCGCCAAGCACCGGUGCAGAUGUGUGUGACCACCUGCAGCGCUCAGCCCCCCGAUGACGAACGGCUGUCCGGCUCCCCCCAGCAGUGCGGCGGAAGACACGCGCCGAGCCGCGGCGGGGCCGGGCCGGCUGGCGGAGGCCGUCGGGCGGGGAAUCAGCUCCGCGUGGCCCUCUGGGCCGGGAAGUGGAGACUGUCCACGGAGGGAAGUUGCUCCAGGCACCGGGCACCCCACGCCACCAGAACACGUUUUCUAGAACUGUUUUGUUCACUAACACAAAGCGGGGGGAGGGAAUUCGUGAUGUUGUACAGAAUUUUUAUUUUCGAAUUGUCUUUUAAAUAAUAUAUUCUUCUACAGAAGUGGGUACUGUACAGUUUUUCUGUAGAGUUGUCCACCCCGGCUGCUUCCGGUGCGUUCCCACGUGGGGCCGGGCGGAGGACCCCCGGCGGGCGGCCCCACGCGUGUAUCUCAGCACAGACCGCGCGCCGCCGCGAUGUGCACGUCCGUGUAAAUUCCACAUUAAACGUCAGCGGUGGCGCAGCACGGG